Molecule: messenger RNA, 1287 nt
Organism: Drosophila ficusphila
Lineage: Eukaryota; Metazoa; Arthropoda; Insecta; Diptera; Drosophilidae
Product: serpin B10-like
Exons: 3
Coding region: 14-1234 (406 amino acids)
Molecular function (GO): serine-type endopeptidase inhibitor activity
Source: RefSeq, a predicted model, not a curated record
UUUAAGUACGACGAUGACAGUUGCGGUUUCGAUCGGCUUAUUGUUUUGCCAGUGGUUCGUCCGGAUCGAAGGGUCAAUUCGCAGUGAACUUUAUCCGAAAGGCUGGCCAAAUCGUCAAUAUGCCACAACGCUCCACAGGGCAAUUGCAGAAGGUGCUUCCAACGAUAUAUCCCCUGGAGUGAUGAUCGCACACGAAUCUCUUAAGACGGCAUUUGGAGUUCUAUUGGCCAGUUCCGGUGGAUCCACGUCGGACGAGAUUCGAGAGGCAAUGACUUUUCGAUUAAGGGAUCACCCCCAUUCUGAGAAUACAAGAACGAACCACUUGAAAUCUGACUUGGAUAAAUUCAAGGAGUCCAGUUAUGUAGGUGCUUACAUACCUUCUGAUCUGAAGAUAUCGCCGGAAUUUGAGGCAAAGAUUCAGGAUAUGGGAGCGGAAGUGAUGCAUUCUUUUGGCAGCAGCACUUUGGAAGAACUUUCUGUUAAACUAGAAGAUGUUAGUUUCAAACUAAGGGAUUCGGUAUCCAUAGAUGAUUUACCCUUCAAUCUGUUUUGGCCAGAGUUAUUCAUUCUAACAGCGGAUUCAUUUAAAGCUGUUUGGGCGGAUGCAGAUUUCCACCAGGAGAAUCGCAGGAUGAGGGAGUUUAAUGUGGACAAGCGAAGGAGAACAUUUGUGGAUACCUUAUAUGGCUUGGCAAAAAGGCGACAGGUUGCCCAUCUUCAUGGCUUAAGAGCCUCUAUGUUGAUAUUGCCACUAAAAGAUAGUCGAGUUAAGUUCAUGGUUUUAUUGCCGGAUAGAGUAAAUGGAUUGAAACAACUCGAGAGUGAAUUGGAGUUUGUGGAUCUGCGCAGUUUACUCGAAAAGAAAAUGGAUACCCGCAUGUACGAUGUUCGUUUGCCGGUGAUUAAUUUAUUAACCAAUCUUGAGCUGGCCGACAAUUUGGGACUCCUUGGCAUUCGGCAGGCUUUCAAUCCCAAGCAAGCUAACUUUAGCCGAAUAGCGGGUAUAAACCAGCAUCUCUGGAUUCGCCGAUUUCCACAUUUAACCUAUUUCAAACUGGACGAGAAUGGCAUCAAUUCUCAGAAACCAAAAAAACAAAGCCAAGUUCGUUAUGAUGGUGACACAACAAAUCACUUUUAUGCUUCACAUCCUUUCUUUUUUGCUCUGCUGGACAAGCACAAGAUAUAUGCCACCGGUAGAUAUGGCCAGUUAUCGGUGGACCCAGAUGAUAUGUAAAUUAUUCUUAAAUAACAGAUAAAGACUGCCAUUAGAUUCAUUUCAAAAACCAA